AUGACUGCCCACCGAUUGCAUAGAAUCUUCCCCACCGUGCCGGCGGAGUGCUGGCAAUGUUCUACGGAGGAGGGCACCAUGCCACACCUCUGGUGGCACUGCAGCGGUAUCCAGCCUCUGUGGGAAGAUGUCAGGGACCUGCUAGAAUCGUUGGGUAUCCGGGUUUUCCCCAUGACUAUCACUACUUGCCUCCUUCUAUUAUUCCCCAGGGAAGUACAGGGGACCCACAAACAACUGAUCGCACUGAUUCUCAUGGCAGCCCGCAACCUGAUAGCGCUAAACUGGAAGAAACAUACCUGCCCAUCCCUCCAGCAGCUAAAGGAUAAAGUACAACAGUUUUAUGUGUAUGAGAGGAUGUCCACGAACACUGCACAUUUUAGGGAGGUGUGGGGGGUAUGGGAGACCUGGUACAAUGGAGGGGAACAUGGCACGGAGUAG
Molecule: messenger RNA, 438 nt
Organism: Pelobates cultripes (western spadefoot toad)
Lineage: Eukaryota; Metazoa; Chordata; Amphibia; Anura; Pelobatidae
Source: the annotation of a GenBank genome assembly